Gavia stellata (red-throated loon) is the source of this 926-nucleotide messenger RNA. Its product is annotated as transmembrane protein 14C. Gene Ontology annotation, cellular component: mitochondrial membrane. Gene Ontology annotation, biological process: regulation of heme biosynthetic process. The record is from RefSeq and is a predicted model, not a curated record. NCBI's taxonomy places the organism in Eukaryota, Metazoa, Chordata, Aves, Gaviiformes, Gaviidae. The coding region runs from base 58 to 387 and encodes 109 amino acids. The transcript is spliced from 5 exons.
GCCCCCAGCGCUGCCUUCCCAGCAAAUGGGGUUUCAUCUCUUGCACUCGCGCUCAGCAUGGCAGUGGACUGGCUCGGCUUUGGCUACGCCGCCCUGGUGGCAUCCGGAGGGCUCAUGGGCUAUGCAAAAGCAGGUAGUGUCCCAUCGCUAGCUGCUGGCCUUUUCUUUGGGAGUUUGGCUGGACUGGGUGCCUAUCAGCUCUCACAGAAUCCAAAUAAUGUUUGGAUUUCUCUGAUUACAUCUGGAACACUGACUGCUGUCAUGGGAACAAGAUUUUACAACUCUGGAAAAUUCAUGCCUGCAGGUCUAAUUGCUGGUGUCAGGUACAACACGUUUGCUAAUGGUUGGAAGAUUAGCACUGAAGAUGGUGGAAAAGCCACACGAUAAGUAACUGUUCGUUUUACAGCUUACUAUCUGGAUAAGGAAACCUGAUAAUGAAGUUGCAUGAAUGCAGAAGCAAGAAGAUGGAACAACUUUCUAUAUCAAGACAAUUUUUUUCCUUUUUUUAUAUAAGGGGGAGUAGAAUGAUGGGACAGAUACUUUACAUAAAAGGUGCCAUUUGUUUCAAUGAUCUGAUAGGGCUGCUAUUGUGUAGUGAGAAAUUGGUCCUGGGUUUGAUUUUUUUCCAUACACAUUUCAGUGUAUUUUAACACUUCCAGUUUUUAUAUUCCAAAAUAUACUGCUGACAUGUAUGAAGCAGAGAGGCCCUGUAAUUAAGAAAGUAUCCACAAAGAGGCACCAGCAGUAAUUGGCUAAACAUGACAGUCUAUCUCAUACCUUUCAUACUGACUAUUACAGUAUGCUCUACCUGUUGCAUUCUGAGUUGAUACACCAUGUCUGUAUAACUCCAGACAGAUCUUACCUUUUUAUUGUGAAAUUAUGCUAAAAUGUUGCUUUUCUACAAGUAAAAAUCUGCUACAAACCUU